GUGAAGAAGGUCCUGAACAAGGGCAUCAUCAUCACCAUCUCACCGGGGGUUGAGGGUUUCGCGCACGUCUCGAAGCUGCGCGAGGGCUACGUGGGUCAUCCCAGUGAGGUGGUUGCUGAGGGGGACGAGGUUCGAUGCUGGGUCAUCCGACACACAAGCAACAACCUGGAGCUCACGCUGCGGGAAGUUGGAGACAAGGACCUCAUGCGCGAUUUCAAGAUAGGGCAGCAGCUCGACGGCACUGUUGUGGCUGUUUGCAACGCAGGCGCCGAUGUGAACAUUGGGGCUGCCAAGUACGCGUUCCUCCACAAGAGCCAGAUAGCGGACAAGAAAUGGGUCAACGAUGCACGCGAGUUUCUGCAGAAGGGCGACAAGGUAAAGGUGUGGGUUAAGACCAAAGACUCCAGAAAGAAGAACCUCAGACUUACGAUGAUUGAGAGCCAGCUGGAGCGCAAAGCCAUUGCCAAGGGCCUCAA
Messenger RNA from Symbiodinium pilosum, 476 nucleotides. The record is from the annotation of a GenBank genome assembly. NCBI's taxonomy places the organism in Eukaryota, Dinophyceae, Suessiales, Symbiodiniaceae.